Messenger RNA from Gasterosteus aculeatus aculeatus (three-spined stickleback), 1418 nucleotides. RefSeq names its product glycerol-3-phosphate dehydrogenase [NAD(+)], cytoplasmic. The record is from RefSeq and is a predicted model, not a curated record. Gene Ontology annotation, biological process: glycerol-3-phosphate catabolic process; carbohydrate metabolic process. Gene Ontology annotation, cellular component: cytosol. Gene Ontology annotation, molecular function: protein homodimerization activity; glycerol-3-phosphate dehydrogenase [NAD(P)+] activity; NAD binding. NCBI's taxonomy places the organism in Eukaryota, Metazoa, Chordata, Actinopteri, Perciformes, Gasterosteidae.
UAAAUACACUUUGUCCCGCUGCAGUGUGUCUUCGCACCAGCAGCAGCUCCGUCCGGAAGGUUAAAAACCACAAUGGCAGCGCCGAAGAAAGUCUGUGUGAUCGGCUCUGGUAAUUGGGGCUCGGCCAUUGCCAAGAUCGUGGGCGCCAACGCGGCCAAGUACGACCAGUUCGACACCACGGUGAACAUGUGGGUGUUCGAGGAGACGGUGAACGGCCGCAAACUCACAGAAAUGAUCAACACCGAUCAUGAAAAUGUGAAAUAUCUGCCCGGCCACAAGCUGCCCCCAAACGUGCUGGCCGUUCCGGACUUGGCAGAGUCCGUGAAAGGAGCCGACAUCCUGAUCUUCGUGGUGCCUCACCAGUUCAUUGUGAGAGUGUGUGACACCAUCAAAGACCACAUCAAGAAGGAGGCGCUGGGAAUGUCUCUCAUCAAGGGUGUGGAUGCGAGUCCGGAGGGCCUGAAGCUGAUCUCCGAGGUCAUCCGGGAGAAGCUGGGCAUCACUGUGACCGUCCUCAUGGGGGCGAACAUCGCCAACGAGGUCGCAGAGGAGAAGUUUUGUGAAACGACGAUCGGGUGCAGAGACAAAGCUUUUGGGCCCAUGCUGAAGGAUCUGAUGCAGACCACCAACUUCCGUGUGACCGUGGUGGAGGAGUCCGACGUGGUGGAGAUCUGCGGGGCCCUCAAGAACAUCGUGGCGGUGGGAGCGGGCUUCUGCGACGGCCUGGGAUUCGGAGACAACACCAAGGCGGCGGUGAUUCGCCUCGGCCUGAUGGAGAUGAUCGCCUUCGCCAGGUUCUUCUGCACAAACUGCCAGGUCUGCCCCGCCACCUUCCUGGAGAGCUGCGGCAUCGCCGACCUCAUCACGACCUGCUACGGCGGACGCAACCGCAAGGUCGGGGAGGCCUUCGCCAAGACAGGCAAAAGCAUUGAGCAGUUAGAGAACGAGAUGCUGAACGGUCAGAAGCUCCAAGGCCCGGCGACCGCGUCCGAGGUCCAUCUUAUCCUCAAACAUAAAAACAUGGUGGAAAAGUUUCCUCUUUUCACCGCUGUUCACCAGAUCUGCUUCAACGGACACUCGGUCACAGAUUUCAUCAAGUGUUUGCAGAACCACCCGGAGCACAUGUGAAGGAUUAAAAGUCGGGAAAGGACUCGCCCUGGACACACACACGUCGCAAAGUGUCUUAAAAGUUUCUAUGAGUUUACCCCACUUACAGCAACACUCAAACCCAGAACUGAAUGUAUUGAAAUGUUAUGGAAUGAUUCAGGAGAAAGUCUUCACGGGCCUUUUCACCGGCGUUUGUUUUUACGAUGUUUAACCAAUCAAGGGACAAAGCCUUAACUUCCACGGUGUUCUUUCUGUUCUUCUGCAUUCACGAUGAUUCUUUUUGGAAUAAAUUAUUGAGCUGGUUGACAUUU